AUGCGUCAUUAUGAUUUUCGUGGUGGUCCAUGUGAUAAAUAUGGUGCAGCAAAAUUUCAUCGUAAACGUUGUACAGUUGGUGCUGGUCGUAAACAUAAAAUAUUAUCCGGUAAACGUAUGGCUGGUUUAAUGGGUUAUAAAUUACUUAUGAUGAAAGGUUUAAAUGUUUGGCGUAUAAAUACAAAAUAUAAUGUUCUUUAUUUAAUGGAUCCAGCUGUACCUGAUCCUAAGCAUGGUUAUGCGUAUAUAAGAUUCAACAUUAUAUGA
Rotaria sp. Silwood2 is the source of this 267-nucleotide messenger RNA. The record is from the annotation of a GenBank genome assembly. NCBI's taxonomy places the organism in Eukaryota, Metazoa, Rotifera, Eurotatoria, Philodinida, Philodinidae.